AUGCAAGACAAUGAAGUGGCCGUCCACCCUCGGACGCCCAUGCCGCACGGCUACGCCUUUGUCCCCAAGGGCAACGUGUAUGUGACGGCCAACUGCCGCCGCCAGACGCAUGCUGCCGCCAAGACGGUGUAUGUGGUCGCGCGCGACAAGAACGUGCUGGGCAUUCGCUGUCCCACGGGCGUCGUCGACGCCGUCCGCGCUGCCGAGCAGGCCACGCGGGCCGCGCGCGAGGCCGCCACGGCCAAGCGCGAUGCUGCCCUGGCCGCGAUGUUUCGGGCGGCCCUGCUGGCAGCCUACCCGGCGCUGCCUCCGGGGACCACGGCCGACGAGAUUGUGCAGCAUGCCAUGACGAAGCACGCCGGACGCGUCGCGCGGACAAGCACACUGAGCGAGGCGGCGCGGGUGCGACUGGCGGUGCGGGCGCACAUCCGGCACCGGUGGACAGACUACGAGACGAUGUUGCGGGAGGCGGAGGCGACAAACGACAGAAAAGAGAGACGGAAACGAAACGGGACGGGAAGAAAGCGCGACGGCAAACUGCAGCGACGCCGACGCGCGGAAGCACGUGCGCAGACAGUCGGGCGAGUCAAUGCCAUUGAGCGAGAAUGGGCGGGCAAGUCGCGAAACGUCUCCAUCGACAGCAGUGAAGGGAGCGUGGACGACGAGGUUAGCGGGAGUCAAUACAGCGAGGAGGGCGAGGGGGUUGAGGAGAAUGAGGACAAGGAAGACGAGGAAGACGCGCAGCCCGCAACGGCCAAAAGUUGUGGUCGACAAAGUGGUGUCACGCCUCGAAGAGAAAGAAACACGUCGAAAAAGGCUCCAGCUCGAACGAGUAAUGCUGGCAUGGUGGAAGCUCGUGUCGCGCGAAGCAAACUUCAAAAGCUUCAGAAGCUGCAGACAACCACUGGCGGCGAUCAGGAGACGGCCAUUGUAAUUGACAGCGACAGCGAUUGGAUUCCGUAG
Messenger RNA from Sporothrix schenckii 1099-18, 963 nucleotides. RefSeq lists its product as uncharacterized. Bases 1 to 963 code for a protein of 320 amino acids. The record is from RefSeq and is a predicted model, not a curated record. NCBI's taxonomy places the organism in Eukaryota, Fungi, Ascomycota, Sordariomycetes, Ophiostomatales, Ophiostomataceae. The transcript has a single exon.